Messenger RNA from Halteromyces radiatus, 1703 nucleotides. RefSeq lists its product as uncharacterized. The record is from RefSeq and is a predicted model, not a curated record. Gene Ontology annotation, molecular function: glutamine synthetase activity. The transcript is spliced from 9 exons. NCBI's taxonomy places the organism in Eukaryota, Fungi, Mucoromycota, Mucoromycetes, Mucorales, Cunninghamellaceae. Bases 34 to 1641 code for a protein of 535 amino acids. Gene Ontology annotation, cellular component: cytoplasm.
ACAAACCAUACUAACAACAACCAACAAAAAAAAAUGGCAGUUCCAUCCAGUGCAAGCACAUUAUCCAAGUAUUUGGCUUUAGAUCAAAAAGGCAAAGUACAAGUAGAAUAUAUAUGGAUUGAUGCUUUUGGUCAAUUACGAAGCAAGACAAAGACAGUGGACAAGGUGCCCAGUUCAGCCGCAGAUUUACCAGAAUGGAACUUUGAUGGAUCUUCUACUGGUCAAGCAGAAGGUCAUGAUUCUGAUGUCAUCAUGGUGCCUGUAGCUCUUUACAAUGAUCCUUUCCGUGGUGGUGAUAACAAGUUGGCUUUAUGUGAUCUCUAUAAUCCUGAUGGUACUCCUCAUAAGACCAAUCAUCGUCAUGCUUGUGCCAAAAUCAUGGCUGCUCAUGCUGAUGCCAAACCAUGGUUCGGUAUCGAACAAGAAUAUAUGCUCUUUGAUCCAGAAACAAACAAACCUUAUGGUUGGCCCAAACAUGGUUUUCCUGAACCUCAAGGAAAGUAUUACUGUGGUGUAGGAGCUGGAAAGAUCUUUGGUCGUGAUAUUGUGGAAGCUCAUUAUCGUGCUUGUUUGUUUGCUGGAAUCACUAUUUCUGGUGUCAAUGCUGAAGUGGCUCCUGGUCAAUUUGAAUAUCAAGUAGGACCUUGCGAAGGGAUUGCGAUGGGUGAUGAACUAUGGAUGGCAAGAUACUUGUUGGAUCGUGUAUCUGAAGACUUUGGUAUUGUGGUAUCCAUCCAUCCCAAACCUAUCAAGGGUGAUUGGAACGGUGCUGGUUGUCAUACCAACGUCAGUACUUUGGCAAUGCGACAACCAAAUGGUAUUGUGGAAAUCGAAAAGGCAAUCAACAAGAUGUCCAAACGUCAUAUGGAACAUAUUGAAGUUUAUGGUGAAGAUAACGAUCAACGAUUGACUGGAAAACAUGAAACUGGUCAUAUUGGUAGCUUUAGUUAUGGUGUGGCUAAUCGUGGGGCUUCCAUUCGUAUUCCUCGUCAUGUUGGUAAAGAAGGAAAAGGUUACUUUGAAGAUCGUCGUCCUGCUUCAAACAUUGAUCCUUAUCAAGUCACUGUGUGUAAAUAUCAAGGAAUGGAAAACGAUGAAUACUACAAUAUAGACUGUAUUCUUGCUGAACAUACGAAAAUACCCUGUGUAUUUCAACAAACUAUCGAUGCAGAGGUUAAUUUGACUGGAGAUGAAACUGAUGUAUCACCUGGAUCGAAAAUAGAACUUCCAUUUUGGUUGGCAAAAUCACUAGCACAAUUGACACUGGAAGAAAAUCAACAGUUGAUGCAAAUAGAGUUACCAAAAGCUUUUGGACCUCGUGUACGGAAUGCUUUGGAUGCAAGCCCUUCUUCAGUAGAUUAUCGCCUUCUUUGCCCUUUUUAUUAUGUAUUUGGUCACAAAUUAUUGGAUUUAGUGGUAUUACCAGAGUUGGCACAUGUCAUGGAAAGUGCAUUUAAAAGUCGAUUACGUGGGAUCAUGGAUUAUUCUCAAACAGGUGUCAAUGGAAUGGGACAGGAAUUUUUACAAAAACUGGAUGAAACAGAAAAAGAACUAUUCAAAUCUGGACAAGAAAGUGCAAUUCAGUUACGGCAUUGGUACAACAAGAAAUUAUUUACCCUAGAUUACAAAACAAUCAAAUAGAAAUAUACCGUUAUUUAAUAAAAUUACAAUUAUUAUUAUCAUCUAAAUGAUGGCAAAACUUG